Messenger RNA from Lagenorhynchus albirostris (white-beaked dolphin), 4079 nucleotides. RefSeq names its product protein tyrosine phosphatase receptor type O (gene PTPRO). Gene Ontology annotation, cellular component: GABA-ergic synapse; plasma membrane; glutamatergic synapse. The coding region runs from base 1 to 3876 and encodes 1291 amino acids. Gene Ontology annotation, molecular function: protein tyrosine phosphatase activity; Wnt-protein binding; cadherin binding. The transcript is spliced from 28 exons. Gene Ontology annotation, biological process: negative regulation of canonical Wnt signaling pathway; peptidyl-tyrosine dephosphorylation involved in inactivation of protein kinase activity; podocyte differentiation. Lineage: Eukaryota; Metazoa; Chordata; Mammalia; Artiodactyla; Delphinidae. The record is from RefSeq and is a predicted model, not a curated record.
AUGAGUCCGCAGCCCACAAGAACGGCAGCACCUGGCACGUUCCUAGAGGACCCAGGGAGCAGAAAGCGAAAGGGAGCUGGCGCGGGGGGACUGCACAGGCAGCAUGCGCCCGCCGGGAGCAGCCUCGGCGCCCAAGGUCUGAGGCUGCAGCCCCCGUUCGCCAUUGUGAGCCGCCGGGGGAGCCAGCCGGCGCCACCGUUCCCCCGUGUCCCCGUCCACGCCGCGAUGGGGCACCUGCCCGCGAGGACGCGCGGCGGCCGCCGCCUCCUGCCUCUGCUCUGGCUCUUUGUGCUGCUCAAGAAUGCUACAACAUUCCAUGUAACUGUCCAAGAUGAUAAUAGCAUCGCUGUCUCUUUAGAAGCUUCAGAUGUCAUGAGUCCAUCAUCCGUGUAUGUGGUGAAGAUAACUGGUGAAUCAAAAAAUUACUUCUUCGAAUUUGAGGAAUUCAACAGUACUUUGCCUCCUCCCGUUAUCUUUCAGGCCAGUUAUCACGGCCUGUAUUAUGUCAUCACUCUGGUAGUGGUAAAUGGAAAUGUGGUUACCAAGCCAUCACGAUCAAUCACUGUGUUAACAAAACCUCUUCCCGUAACCAGUGUUUCAAUAUAUGACUAUAAACCUUCUCCUGAAACAGGAGUCCUGUUUGAAAUUCAUUAUCCAGAAAAAUAUAACGUUUUCACAAGAGUAAACAUAAGCUACUGGGAAGGUAAAGACUUCCGGACAAUGUUAUAUAAAGAUUUCUUUAAGGGAAAAACAGUAUUUAAUCACUGGCUGCCAGGAAUAUGUUAUAGUAAUAUCACCUUUCAGCUGGUAUCUGAGGCAACUUUUAAUAAAAGCACUCUUGUGGAGUACAGCGGUGUCAGUCAUGAACCCAAACAGCACAGAACUGUCCCCUAUCCUCCUCAAAAUAUCUCAGUUCGUAUAGUAAACUUGAACAAAAACAACUGGGAAGAACAGAGUGGCAGUUUCCCAGAGGAAUCGUUCAUGAGAUCACAAGAUACAAUAGGAAAAGACAAACUCUUCCACUUUACUGAUGACACUCCUGAAAUUCCCUCUGGCAACAUUUCUUCUGGUUGGCCUGAUUUUAACAUCAGUGACUAUGAAACCACAUCCCAACCAUAUUGGUGGGACAGUGCAUCUGCGACUCCUGAAAGCGAAGAUGAAUUUGUCAGUGUUCUUCCCAUGGAAUAUGAAAAUAACAAUACACUCAGUGAGACUGAGAAAUCGACGACCAGCUCUUUCUCUUUUUUCCCUGUCCAAAUGAUACUGAGUUGGUUACCACCAAAACCACCCACUGCAUUUGAUGGGUUCCAUAUCCACAUGGAAAGAGAAGAAAACUUUACUGAAUAUUUGACAGUGGAUGAAGAGGCACACGAAUUUGUUGCAGAACUGAAGGAGCCUGGGAAAUAUAAGUUAUCUGUUACAACCUUCAGUUCCUCAGGAUCUUGUGAAAUUCGAAACAGCGAGUCAGCAAAAUCACUCAGUUUUUAUAUCAGUCCUUCAGGAGAGUGGAUCGAAGAACUCACUGAGAAGCCCCAGCAUGUGAGUGUCCACGUUCUAAGCUCAACCACUGCCUUGAUGUCCUGGACGUCUUCCCAAGAAAACUACAACAGCACCAUCGUGUCUGUGGUGUCACUCACCUGCCAGAAACAAAAGGAGAGCCAGAGGCUGGAAAAGCAGUACUGUACUCAGGUGAACUCAAGCAAAUCUAUUAUUGAAAAUCUGGUUCCUGGUGCCCAGUACCAGGUUGUGAUGUACCUAAGAAAAGGCCCUUUGAUUGGACCACCUUCAGACCCUGUGACAUUUGCUAUUGUUCCAACUGGAAUAAAGGAUUUAAUGCUCUAUCCCUUGGGUCCUACAGCAGUGGUUUUGAGCUGGACCAGACCUUAUUUAGGAGUGUUCAGAAAAUAUGUGGUUGAAAUGUUUUAUUUCAACCCUACAACAAUGACAUCAGAAUGGACAACUUACUAUGAAAUAGCAGCGACUGUCUCCUUGACUGCAUCCGUGAGGAUAGCUCAUCUGUUGCCAGCAUGGUACUACAACUUUCGAGUUACCAUGGUAACAUGGGGAGACCCGGAACUGAGCUGCUGUGACAGUUCCACCAUAAGCUUCAUAACAGCCCCAGUUGCUCCAGAAAUCACUUCUGUGGAAUAUUUCAACAGCCUGUUAUAUAUCAGUUGGACAUACGGGGAUGACACUACUGACCUCUCGCAUUCUAGAAUGCUCCACUGGAUGGUUGUUGCAGAAGGAAAGAAGAAAAUUAAAAAGAGUGUAACGCGCAAUGUCAUGACCACAAUUCUCAGCCUGCCUCCGGGAGAUAUCUACAAUAUCUCCGUAACUGCUUGCACUGAAAGAGGAAGUAAUACCUCCAUGCUCCACCUCGUCAAGCUAGAACCAGCUCCUCCAAAAUCACUGUUUGCGGUGAAUAAAACCCAGACCUCGGUGACUUUGCUGUGGGUGGAAGAGGGAGUAGCUGAUUUCUUCGAAGUCUUCUGUCAACAAGUUGGCUCCAGUCAGGAUAUAAAACUCCAGGAACCGAUUUCUGUUUCUUCUCAUGUCGUGACCAUCUCCAGCCUCCUUCCUGCCACUGCCUACAACUGUAGUGUCACCAGCUUUAGUCAUGACAGCCCCAGUGUCCCUACAUUCAUAGCCGUCUCAACAAUGGUUACAGAGAUGAAUCCCAACGUGGUAGUCAUCUCCGUGCUGGCCAUCCUUAGCACACUGUUAAUUGGAUUACUGCUCAUUACCCUUAUCAUUCUUAGGAAAAAGCAUCUGCAGAUGGCAAGGGAGUGUGGAGCAGGGACUUUUGUCAAUUUUGCAUCCUUAGAGCGGGAUGGAAAGCUUCCAUACAACUGGCGUAGGAGUAUAUUUGCUUUCUUAACCCUGCUACCCUCAUGUCUUUGGACUGAUUAUCUUUUGGCAUUUUAUAUUAAUCCUUGGAGUAAAAAUGGUUUAAAAAAGAGGAAACUGACUAACCCGGUGCAACUGGAUGACUUUGACGCCUACAUCAAGGAUAUGGCCAAAGACUCUGACUAUAAAUUUUCUCUUCAAUUUGAGGAGUUGAAGUUGAUUGGACUGGAUAUUCCACACUUCGCUGCAGACCUUCCACUGAACCGAUGUAAAAAUCGCUACACAAACAUCCUACCAUAUGACUUUAGCCGAGUGAGAUUAAUCUCCAUGAAUGAAGAGGAAGGUGCAGACUACAUCAAUGCCAACUACAUUCCUGGAUACAACUCACCCCAGGAGUAUGUUGCCACACAGGGGCCUCUGCCUGAAACCAGAAAUGACUUUUGGAAGAUGGUCCUACAACAGAAGUCUCAGAUUAUUGUCAUGCUCACUCAGUGUAAUGAGAAAAGGCGGGUGAAAUGUGACCAUUACUGGCCAUUCACGGAAGAACCCAUAGCUUAUGGAGACAUCACAGUGGAGAUGAUCUCAGAGGAAGGGCAGGAUGCCUGGGCCUGUAGACACUUCCGGAUCAACUAUGCUGACGAGAUGCAGGAUGUGAUGCAUUUUAACUACACUGCGUGGCCUGAUCACGGGGUGCCCACGGCCAACGCUGCAGAAAGCAUCCUGCAGUUCGUACACAUGGUCCGACGGCAAGCGACCAAGAGCAAAGGCCCCAUGAUCGUGCACUGCAGUGCUGGAGUCGGUCGGACGGGAACAUUCAUUGCCCUGGACAGGCUCUUGCAGCACAUUCGGGAUCAUGAGUUUGUGGACAUCCUAGGGCUGGUGUCAGAAAUGCGGUCAUACCGGAUGUCUAUGGUACAGACCGAGGAGCAGUACAUUUUUAUCCAUCAGUGUGUGCAACUGAUGUGGAUGAAGAAGAAGCAGCAGUUCUGCAUCAGUGACGUCAUCUAUGAGAAUGUCAGCAAGUCUUAGUUCAGAAUCCAGACCAGACAGGACAUGAUGUGAACCCAUCCUCCCUUGCUUCCAAGAGUUUUUUGGAGGGGCUCUAGUAGCCAUUUGCUAAAAAGAGCCCUGCUUUGCAGUACGUGGCCAAGAUAAUUUAUCUCAUAGAAGCAGCGGGAAGACUUAGCCUUAAAGAGCCUACAGUGUCUUUCGGACUCUCACUUCUGGACAUU